AUGUCUGCUUCUCCUCAAAUAACCGUCACUUUGGUUGCCCUAAUUCUACUCCAAUACCUAACAGGUUCUUAUUCCACAACAUUCACAAUUGCUAACAACUGUAAAUACACAGUUUGGCCAGGAAUUUUAUCCGGUGCCGACACAACACCCUUCUCCACCACCGGCUUUGCUCUUCAACCCGGCGAGUCGAACACCCUCGCCGUACCCCCCAAGUGGUCCGGCCGUCUAUGGGGCCGAACCCUAUGCUCUCAAGAUUCCACCGGAAAAUUCUCAUGUGUUACUGGCGACUGUGCUUCCUCCACCAUAGAAUGUGUUGGAGGAAACGCUCAACCGCCAGCAACAUUAGCAGAGUUUACACUUAACGGCGCAGGUGGACUUGAUUUCUUCGACGUUAGUCUCGUUGACGGUUACAACCUCCCGUUGUUGAUCAAACCACGUGGAGCAACCGGGGGUGGAAACUGCAUGACAACAGGUUGCAUGGUGGAUUUGAACACGGCGUGUCCAACCGAGUUGAAAGUGAUGAGUAACGGAAGCAGUGUAGCGUGUAAAAGCGCGUGUGAAGCGUUUGGAGAUCUGCAAUAUUGUUGUAAUGGCGCUUACGCUACUCCAGAUACAUGCAAGCCAAGUUCGUACUCACAAUUCUUUAAGAGUGCAUGUCCACGUGCUUAUAGUUAUGCUUAUGAUGAUGGAACAAGCACUUUCGCUUGUGCUUCUGCAGAUUAUACCAUCACUUUUUGUCCCACAAUUUCGAGCAACGCUAGGAAAAUUAAUUAG
Messenger RNA from Medicago truncatula (barrel medic), 774 nucleotides. RefSeq names its product pathogenesis-related thaumatin-like protein 3.5. The record is from RefSeq and is a predicted model, not a curated record. NCBI's taxonomy places the organism in Eukaryota, Viridiplantae, Streptophyta, Magnoliopsida, Fabales, Fabaceae. Bases 1 to 774 code for a protein of 257 amino acids. The transcript has a single exon.